UAUUUAGUGUAUGUUUUGGUGUGUGUYUUCCAGGUAAAGACAGAAACAGAAACUGCUAACAGCAACAGAACUCUUCCUCAACAACCAAUCAUCAAGACAGAAUCACAAAGUCAACAAAAAUCAUCAACAAAUGAACAAACAGUGCCACCUAGUGUCAAAGAAGAACCAACAAGUCCAAGCGCUACCAGAUUAAAACGAAAGCAUGACCAAACAAGUGACGACAGCCCUGCUGCUAAACAAAAGAAAGAAGCAGAUAUCAUAAUAAUUGACCCACCCUCCCCUCCCCCGUUGAGUCCUGUCAGCUCCAUAGGUGACACAUUUAGAGACUUACCAGAUAUAAGCAUGGAUGGAAGCUUACCAAAUAUGGACUCAAACUUACCAAAUAUGGACACAAACUUACCAAAUAUGGACUCAAACUUACCAAAUAUGGACUCAAACUUACCAAAUAUGGACACAAACUUACCAAAUAUGGACUCAAACCUACCAAAUAUGGACUCAAACUUACCAAAUAUGGACUCAAACUUACCAAAUAUCGGAUCAAAGUUACCAAAUAUGGACACAAGCUCAACAAAAAAGGAAAAACAAGAAGUUGAUAAACUGAUUAAAGAUUGCAAAAUGGUGAACAUUGAUAAGGACGUUGUCGACGAGGUGAAAGCAAUGUYGCCAAUGCAGCAGUUACAAGCACUAUUAACCAGRACWCAACAGCUUAAACARCUGUAUUCCCUGCGAGAGAAUGUUUUAAAGUUAUUGCGRGUUUUAGUGCCRGAACUGGAUGUUACUGAUGAUCUUAAAAACAAAUAUGAAGACCAAACUGUYGAUGAACUUUUAAAACAAGUGCUUGAACAAGCAGAAAAGACUGACGCAGAUGGUAUGGAUAGUUGAUACUCCUGAUGCAUGAUGGUUGGGGUUCUCUAACCCCCAUCUCCUCCUCUUCCCUCCCCCUCUCCUUGUACAUAUAAGGGCUCAAAGAUAUUCUAGCAAGCCACUAUAUCAUAUUUGUUGAUGGCAAGAAAUGUUAUAGUGUAUUUCACAGGUCAAGGAAUACAUUCUAGGACUUUAGAAUUAUUCUUUUUUCACUCUUAUAAAUGAAUAUUAAAAUCCAUUAGAGUGAUCACACUUAAACUGUGCAACUGUACAAACUAAAAUUAAUAGUGUUAUUUAGUUGUAUUUAGUAAAUCGUGCAUGCGGUACGCAAAUUAAAUUUGAAUUGAUAUAAAUGAAGCAUUCAAAACCACCUUACUUCAAACUAGUGGUGCUUAAAUUUUGUACAAUUACAUGGUUUAAAUGUGAUCACUCUAUCAGGAACACAAAUUCUUUAUCAUAAAAUAAGAUAAAAAAUAACAGUUAUUUGACAAUACAAGGGAUGUUAGAUUUUUGUGGGUUUAUAUAUAAACUACUGUAUUAGAGWUUUUUUCCUUCAAUUAUGAAAAGAAAAUCAUGACAUUAUAAAAAAAAGCAGAAAAAUUGUGUAAAUAAUUUUCUCUGAUAGUGAAUGUUUCCAGUUGAUAUUAGAAUUUAUUAUUGCAUCUUUAUGUACAAAAUUGAUAUAGCAAUAAACAAAUGAACUGUAUUAUAAUAAACUUGUCAAAUAGUUGGAGGUAAUGUACAUUCAUAGCGUUUACAUUCAUAGCAUUCAACUGAUCUGAUAUUUAGACAUUUUGGUUCCUCAGUAAUUAUGCCCUUACACAUUUUAAUAUUGUGUUAAUGUUUAGAUGUUGAGC
Messenger RNA from Exaiptasia diaphana, 1721 nucleotides. RefSeq lists its product as uncharacterized. Bases 343 to 882 code for a protein of 179 amino acids. NCBI's taxonomy places the organism in Eukaryota, Metazoa, Cnidaria, Anthozoa, Actiniaria, Aiptasiidae. The transcript is spliced from 2 exons. The record is from RefSeq and is a predicted model, not a curated record.